This is a messenger RNA of Cheilinus undulatus (humphead wrasse), 2273 nucleotides long. RefSeq names its product torsin family 3, member A (gene tor3a). Bases 189 to 1292 code for a protein of 367 amino acids. Gene Ontology annotation, molecular function: ATP hydrolysis activity; ATP binding. The transcript has 6 exons. The record is from RefSeq and is a predicted model, not a curated record. Gene Ontology annotation, cellular component: nuclear envelope; endoplasmic reticulum lumen. NCBI's taxonomy places the organism in Eukaryota, Metazoa, Chordata, Actinopteri, Labriformes, Labridae.
ACGGAGCCAAAGAUCGCACACCGCCCCGUACAGGAAGUCAAAACAAGCGUUCCCUUUUCACUGUAAAGGGGGAAGGUGGUUGAAGAAAUCUAACAGUAAAGGCCACCACCAGCUAAUGUCCAGGUUUAUAUAGAUGGGAGAGACGUAUCAGUGUUUAGUCUCGUUUCGACCGACCAGCGUGUUCACCGAUGUUAAUGCGGUGGUUGCUACCUCUGCUCGGGGCUCUGUCCGCAGAGGCGGACUUCUUUCAGUUUGAUAGCAUUUCCAAUGUAUCCACUUACUAUUUUAAUUACUUUUAUUGCAACAUAUGGGAGGGGGAUUGUCAGCCUAACCAAGACGAUGCCACACAGCAAGUUCCAACCAGGGACAUCUGGGCAGGUUUUCCUCAGGACUAUGCGAGCCUGCUGCACCAGUGGUACUGUAGUCUGGGCCAGUGCUGUGAAACUGGAGACUGCAGGAUAACCAACAACAUAACAGGUCUGGCGAGAGACCUUCAGACGAAGCUUCACGGGCAGCACCUGGCACAGUCUGUGGUUCUGAAAGCUAUCCAGGGUUUUAUCAAUAACCCAGAAUCCAACAAACCCUUGACGCUCUCUUUUCACGGGUGGUCCGGCACAGGCAAGAACUUUGUGGCCCGGAUCAUUGCAGAUAACCUAUACCGUGACGGGGUGAAGAGUGAGUGUGUCCGUCUGUUCAUUGCCCCGUUCCACUUCCCACAUGCUAGACUGGUGGACACGUACAAGGGCCAGUUGAGAGAAGCGAUACGGGACUUAGUGCUGCGAUGCCCUCAGACUCUGUUCAUCUUUGACGAGGCUGAGAAGCUUCAUCCAGGCCUCAUCGAUGCCAUCAAACCCUACAUGGAUCACUAUGACAACGUAGAUGGCGUUAGCUACCGCAGGGCAGUCUUCCUCUUCCUAAGUAACAUUGGUGGAGCAACGAUCAAUGAUGUUGCGUUGGAUUUCUGGCACUCCGGUCAGAAUCGAGAGGACAUCGGCAUGGAGGACCUGGAGCAUCGGCUACGAGCAGAAACUAUGGAGUCUCAAGGUGGGUUUGCUCAGAGCGAGCUAAUGUCCGGUCACCUGAUUGACUUCUUCGUGCCAUUCCUGCCUCUCGAGUAUCGCCAUGUCAAGCUGUGUGCACGGGAUGCCUAUGCAGCACGAGGUCUGGAAGCAGAUGAGGCGACGCUUGAUGAGGUAGCCAAAGCCAUGCUGUAUGUCCCGAAAGAAGAGAGACUGUUCUCAGCACAGGGAUGCAAGUCCAUACCCCAGAGGAUCAACUUCUUCCUCCCAUAGAACGAAACACAGACAUACAGAAAGAGGAAAAGGCCUGGAGGAGGUGUGUGAUUGCUUUACCAACCCAUCUGCAUGCAGAGCCACAGAGGAGAUGUGUCUGCUCUGCUACACGUAACCCCACCCACCACAGAUGCAACACGUGUCUGACCAGGUCCCUCGGAGAAGGCUGGGCAGCAGGGCAGAUCCAGUACGAGAGGAGAAAGCAGCAGGACUCCCCGCUGUAGACACAGGAAGUGCCAGAUGGUCAUCAGGUGCAGUGUGGCAGCUCCUCUUCACCUGCCUGAAUCCUCACCGUAUUAACACUGAGAAUAUAAGAGGAGGGCGUUAGGAGUUGUGCAGUAUGUCAAAGAGGAACACUGAUGCAUUUUAUCACAAUUUUUAUGUCAAUGCAUCUCAUUUUUUAUGUUUAGAUAAGGCCAAACUUCAUGUGUCAGUAUUUGCAUGUUAAAUUAUCAGUGCUCAUAUGUUUAUUGAUAUAAUUUGUGCCAUAUUUAGCAUCUUACCGUUCUAGAUUAUAUUUGUGGGGUUGUUUAGAUGCACAUUUUGUGCUACUCUAAGGAUUUAAAUGGGAACAUGCAGUGAAAAGUCUGGAGUGUGAAACUGUCGACAAACUGUGAUGCUUGAAAUAGUUACUGAAUAUGUGUCAGAGGAUAAGGGUGUAUUUUGAAGUUUGCUUUUUUGUGUAAAUAUGUGUCAUUACAGUGAUUUUGAUUAUUUAUUUUAUCCGUCAGUUUUGAUCAAAUCCAUUUACAGAAUAAUAUUGGUCAUUUUGAUGCAUUUUUACAUAUCCAUUUUAUUUUUCAAUAACUUUCUUCAUUUCUAUCAUUCAUGCACCCACUUUCACUUAAUCUCACAAAGGUUUAGAUUAAUCUGCUUUAGUGAUUUUAGCCCUCAAGUGCUGAGCCACUUUACCUGAAUGUGAACAGAAAUGUGAGGUAUGGAAAUAUGGUUUGAAGAAAAUAAACAUUUAUUGUAAACUCA